ACACCUUGCUGAGUUCCGGGACCGGUCUGUGCUCAGAGCCCUCAGAUGCAUCCGCCUCACCUAAAGCAAAUGCAGAAGACCCAAGCCCUGGGUGGAGGCGGGUAACCUCCAGACUCGCUCCCGGGCUGGAGGAAAUCCGGUGCCCCUCUGCGGAUAGAGGCAGUCCUAGACCGCCUCACUGGACAAGAGCUGCAGCCUCUGCCACCGUGCCAGCUCUUCCACAAGAAGCUUAGCUUGCUCUCGAAGUGGCUCUUGAAGCUGUUUAUUGGAUUGUGCAGUUAUCGCCCAUUCGUGGAACAGUUGACAAGUGAGCAAGUGCAGUCCACGCAUGGAGGUCAGGGGACAACUUGCAAGAGCUGGUUCUCUUCUCCAACCAUGUGGAUCUAGGAUAUCCAACUCAGGUUGCCAGGCUUGCGGGUAGCCUUCAUGGCCGUUCCACAUCGUUCUCAGGAAACUUCCUAUCUGCUGCCUCCAAAUCCUGAGGACUGGGAGGAGCAGGGCAUCCCCGACUUUGUCUACGGACAGAAGGAUCUUGUCAGCAAGGAAAUUCAGUGGCCAAAGAAUUCACCCAGCGCUCUGAACUCACUACCACUGUCUCGCUUUGACUCUGCCCUCUGCUCUGCAUGGAGGCAGCGGGUGGAGCUGGGCCUGUUUCGAUACCGCCUCGAAGAUCUGCAGACCCAAAUCCUCCCUGGUUCCGUGGGGUUUGUAGCUCAGCUGAAUAUAGAGCGAGGGAUACAGAGGAGGCGCCCCCAAAAUAUCAAAAGUGUGAGGCAGGAGUUUGACCCGGAACAGUUUAACUUCAAUAAAAUCCGACCUGGAGAAGUCCUUUUCCGUAUGCAAAGGGAGCCUAAUGGCCCAGCUGCUCCAAAGCAAGAGGAUGUCCUUGUAGUGAUCAAUGUCAGCCCCCUGGAGUGGGGCCAUGUGCUGCUGGUACCCACACCUGCUCAUGGGCUUCCUCAAAGGCUGCUACCUGGAGUGUUGAGGGUGGGGUUAGAAGCUGUACUACUGAGCCAGCACCCAGGCUUCCGGGUCGGCUUCAACAGCCUGGGAGGUCUGGCCUCUGUGAACCAUCUUCACCUGCAUGGCUACUACCUGGCCCACCCACUGCCUGUGGAGGGAGCACCAAGCACACCCCUGGACCCGAAAGGCUAUAUACAUCUGUUGCAAGCCCUCCCAGCUCCUGGCUUCCUCUUUUACACGAGUGGGCCAGGGCCUGAUUUGGAAGCAUUAAUUAGCAGGGUAUGCCAAGCUACUGACUACUUGAGUGACCAUGAGAUUGCCCAUAACUUAUUUGUAACCCGGGGAGCUCCACCCGGGCAGGCAUCAUCUACCUCAGACCUCAGUGGGAUCCGAGUCAUUCUGUGGGCCCGGAAGUCCAGCUUUGGAAUUAAGGAAAGUGGAGCUUUCAAUGUUGCCCUCUGUGAGCUGGCCGGCCACCUCCCUGUCAAAACAUCUCAGGACUUCAGCAGCUUGACCGAGGCAGCUGCAGUGGCCCUCAUUCAGGACUGUCUGCUGCCCCAAACUCAGGCAGAUGAGGUACAGGCAGCGCUGGUGGCCCUAAUGGCCCAGGAAGAGCUGUGAUCCUUCAGAAGCGUUUUCUUUGCUGACUGACUCGAGGCCUUUUCCCAAAGACUGUGGUCAGUCCAUUUGUGUAUUUCAGGUCAUGACUGCCUUCCAACCUCCCACUUAAGGACUGCAAAGAAAGCACUGAGUGAAUGUGUUCUCAUGAAUGUUUCUGCUGCCUCUCACGUCUCUUCUUAGAGAAGCCCCUGUGUAACAGAUGUACCAUGAAGGGCCAGCUCCUACCUUUUCAGAGGGAGGAGUGCUUGCUGCCAAAUCUCUUGACCUGAGUUCAGCCUCCAGAACCCAUAGGGUAAAGGUCGUCUUCUGACUUUCACAUGUGCACCACAACACACACACACACACACACACACACACACACACACACACACACACACACACACACACAAAUGUAUCUCAAAACAAGAUUUUUUUAAAAAGUAAAUGUAAAAAGGAAUUUUGCUUUGUUUUGUUUUUCAAGACAGGGUUUCUGAGUGCAGACCUGGCUGUCCUGGAGCUCUGUGGGCUAGAUCUACCUGCCUCUGCCCCCGAGUGCCAGCAUUAAAGGUCUGUACCACCACCACCCUGCUAAGGAAAAGAAAAUUUAAAUGGAGAGUGUGAGAGUCUUAAAGUCCUGGUUUGUCAGUGUUCUGAGACUUCUAGGUCGAUCUAAGAAAGAGGGUCCCUCCAAUAUAAAAUAUGACCUUGUGGGCAGCAAGGACAUCCAGCCUCAAUGUUGGAACAGCCACCCAAAAGCAUAUUUCUUGAUUGUUACACAAAAGUUGUUUUUGUUUUGUGUUGUUUUGUUUUGUUUUGUUUUGGACAAGACAAAGUUCUCAUGCCAAACCUAGUCUGUUUGUUCCUGAAGGAAGCCAUCAUGCCCUGCAGCUUCAGUCCUUACCAUGUGCCGUCUGCAGUGCCCAACACCGCACAUUCCAGUGAGCCGGGACCGUCUAGGAAAACCGCAAAGCUCCUUCAGGAAAACAGUUCUAUAGACAGUAGAAAACAAUCAGUCUUCUCUUUAACGAUUUCUUCAAAGUACUUCUGGAAAACAGCCACUCUGAUGUCUACCCUAGAUUCUAAGGAUUCCAUUAGAUUUCUUACUACACCGGUUGCUAUCUGGACUUCUUCACCUUUGGUUAUGGAUGCAGCCAGCUACCUUGUCUUACCUUUGCUCUUGUCCCUUUGUGCGCCACUGACUCUUACAGGGUCUCACUGUGUAGCCCUGGCUGUCCUGGAACUCACCCUGUAUACCAAAGUGAUCUUGAACUCAGAGAUUCUGCCUGCCUCUGCCUCCUGAGUGUGAGCCACUAAGCUCAGUAGCCCAAGCUCCCCUCAGACUCUCCAAAUCAAAGAACCCUGUCCUAGUUUUCCUGAAUCUCUGGGGCUCCAGCUUUGCCUAUGGCUGCUUUAUUGACUGACUUUGCCCCUUACCCCCGUGUAUUUGACACUGCUUCAUCCAGCUCAACUUCUCAAAAAAAUAAAGAAAAAUCGAUCCUUUUUUUCUAGCUCCCAGUAA
Messenger RNA from Rattus norvegicus (Norway rat), 3082 nucleotides. It is a transcript of the gene Gdpgp1, whose product is annotated as GDP-D-glucose phosphorylase 1. Gene Ontology annotation, cellular component: cytoplasm. Gene Ontology annotation, biological process: glucose metabolic process; response to stress. The record is from RefSeq and is marked validated. NCBI's taxonomy places the organism in Eukaryota, Metazoa, Chordata, Mammalia, Rodentia, Muridae. Gene Ontology annotation, molecular function: GDP-D-glucose phosphorylase activity.